AUGAUGAUCAAAGUGAAAACAUUAACUGGUAAAGAAAUUGAAGUUGAUAUUGAUGGAACUGAUAAAAUCGAACGUAUUAAGGAACGUGUUGAAGAAAAAGAAGGUAUCCCUCCACCACAACAACGACUUAUAUUCGGUGGAAAACAAAUGAUGGAUGACAAAACAAUAAUUCGUAUCGUUAAACAAACCAACAUUUUUAUUGAUACUAAUGUUGAAACAAAUUCUAAAACUUGA
Molecule: messenger RNA, 234 nt
Organism: Rotaria socialis
Lineage: Eukaryota; Metazoa; Rotifera; Eurotatoria; Philodinida; Philodinidae
Source: the annotation of a GenBank genome assembly